Helianthus annuus (common sunflower) is the source of this 1631-nucleotide messenger RNA. Its product is annotated as mitochondrial import inner membrane translocase subunit TIM50. Bases 314 to 1408 code for a protein of 364 amino acids. The transcript is spliced from 11 exons. NCBI's taxonomy places the organism in Eukaryota, Viridiplantae, Streptophyta, Magnoliopsida, Asterales, Asteraceae. The record is from RefSeq and is a predicted model, not a curated record. Gene Ontology annotation, molecular function: phosphoprotein phosphatase activity.
CCCAUUUCUUUCAAUACCAUAACACAGCUUCACCUUCAACCCUUAUUUCUUUGUGUUUUUUUAACAUUUGAGGUUUUUGUUGGUUUGAACUGUUCUGUAUAUUGUGAUUCACAAUACACAUCACCAGUCACCACCUUCAAACCAGCUAAACAGACACACAAACACAGUGAAUUAGGGUUUCGAAGUUCAAAUCAGGUCUUAUUUCGCUCACAACUCUCGUUUUACGGCUUCAAUCGAGGUUUAAUUUUGUUCGUAAGUUCAAAUCAAUGACAAAGUUUUAACUCGGAGAUCCCAAACUACAAUAUAGAAAGUAAUGUCGAUAGUUACGCGCUCGAAACGGAUUUUUUCAAUCGUUCAGAAGAGCAACAAGAAUCCUCGCUUGUAUUCAAGUGUGUCUGCAAAUGGUCCCAAUGAACCUAUCAUUUCUUCCUCUAUUCUCGGUAACCAGACUACAUCUUCAACUCCACCACCUCCACCACCGCCGCCGGAAGGUGCAGCUGCUGGCAAAGCAGGUGGGCAACCAUGGAGUUUCCUUAAGUAUACUUUAAUUGCUGCACUUACUGGAGGUGUUGCCACUGCUGGUUAUGCGACCUACGCAUACACUUUAGAAGAAGUUGAUGAGAAGACAAAGGCUUUGCGUGCAUCAGCAAAAGUUUCUGUAACCGAUGAUAUGUCUUCUUUUGAUAAAUUUCAAGCAAUGCUAAAGUCAGCUACAAUGACAGUACCUGCCAAGUUAGUUGAGCUUUAUUUGGAUCUGCGCGCUACUACAGAAGAGCAUGUUCGAGGAUUUACUGAACCCUCAUCAGAGAUGCUUCUUCCAGAUUUGCACCCACAAGAACAGCACGUGUUCACACUGGUUUUGGAUCUUAACGAAACUUUACUGUAUUCUGAUUGGAAGCGUGAUCGAGGUUGGAGAACAUUCAAAAGGCCAGGAGUUGAAGCCUUUUUGGAGCACCUUGCUCAGUUUUACGAAAUCGUAGUGUAUUCCGAUCAGCAAGCUAUGUAUGUUGAUCCUAUUGUUGAUAGAUUGGAUGAAAAGCACUGCAUAAGGUAUCGGCUAUCAAGGGCUGCAACUAGAUAUCAAGAUGGGAAGCACUAUAGAGAUUUGUCAAAGCUGAACAGAGAUCCCAGAAGAGUUUUGUAUGUGAGUGGUAAUGCUCUUGAGAGUUGCCUUCAGCCAGAGAACUGUGUACCAGUAAAACCAUGGAAAUGUGAAGCUGAUGACACAGCACUUUUGGAUCUAAUUCCGUUUCUUGAGUACGUUGCACGUCAUAGGCCUGCUGAUAUUCGACCUGUACUAGCCUCAUAUCAAGGACGUGAUAUAGCCAAAGAGUUCAUUGAACGUUCUAAAGAACACCAGAAGAAAAUGCAGGAGCAGAAGCAACAAGGACGUCUGUGGCGGCGCUGAUUUGCUGGGUUCUAUGAGACGCCGAUAAGUAAAUCUGUUUUAGCAGAUUGAGACUAAAUUGAUUAGGACUAUAAAGAUUGUUGUUCCGUUUAGGCCAUAUACUAUAUCAAUCGGAGGAGAAAGUUUAGUUACCGUGAUUUCGGUUCUUGUCUUGACAUUUUCCGACGUGGAGAAAAGUUUUGAGAAUAAAAACUUGAACAUGACUGCUAGUUUUGGUUCUUCA